AUGAAUAUAAGGCGAGAAGGGCCAGGAUGGAAUGAGCAGCAGUGGAGAGCACCACAGCAGAUGCAAGCACAACAAGGGAUUCAUGUGCAGCCUAUUAACCAAGGGCCAUCAGGAACCCCUUUGUCUUGGAGAUUAAGGGCGAAACCAAUUCCGACUUGGUUUAAGCAACCAAAUGACAUGAAGGAGUAUGAUGGAAGCUCGGAUCCCAAGGAGUUUGUGACGGUAUUCCGGGCAGCGAUGUCGCUAUGUGGAGAGUCAGAUUCUUUGUUAUGUCGAAAAUUUCCUGUUUUUCUGAGAAAACAAGCACUAGAAUGGUUUACGUCUUUACCAGAUAAUUUAAUUGAUAGUUGGGCGGAACUGUCCAUUCGGUUUACACAACAAUUUGCCCAUUGUGGAUCUCAGCCUAAAACCAUGCAUAAUUUAUGCGGAAUAAGGCAAAAGCCCGGGGAGAAGUUGAGAGAAUAUUAUGAAUGCUUUCAAGCAGAAGCUAGGCAAGUCAAGGGGCUAGAGAAUCAGACGUACCUGUUGUUAUUUACUAAUGGAUUACAACCUGGAGGUAUGGCAAACUCGUUAGCAAAGAAGUGUCCGGCUACGAAAAAAGAGCUUUUAGAAAGAAUCCGGAAGUACAUUGAUUUAGAGGAGUUUAAAUCCUCUCAAAAGAAAAUUGAACAAGGUUUCAAGAAGCAACGCAUAAUGGGAGGCUUGAUAGACCCGCAGGAAGAAGGCAGUUUGAAGAAAGGCGGUCGCGGUUGGUCGGAGAAAGAUUUAGAGAAGCAUACAGGAAGGAGUUUACACCGUUGA
Messenger RNA from Gastrolobium bilobum, 801 nucleotides. RefSeq lists its product as uncharacterized. The record is from RefSeq and is a predicted model, not a curated record. The transcript has a single exon. Lineage: Eukaryota; Viridiplantae; Streptophyta; Magnoliopsida; Fabales; Fabaceae. Bases 1 to 801 code for a protein of 266 amino acids.